AUGCGCUGCUCCAGCACCAAGACGGACGGGGCUGCCACCUGUCUCCCUGUGGGCUGCCUCCCGGUGCCUGGGGUGGGCGGGUGGGGGUCUCACGGCCCCGGGGUGCGAGGUGCGCGGGUGAAAACUGAUGCCCGGGUCCAGGGGGCUCCUCCCGGUGCCCGCAGGGUCCCGGUGCUGCGGGACCGCCCGGUACCGACAGAGGGCGCCGCGGGCGGGGUCGCCCCCGCCUCCCCCGGGGCGGAUGAAGGCGGCGGGACCGGCAUCGGGACCGGGAGCGGGCGGGAUGCUCCCGGGAGCCCUCCACCUGCUCUGCUGCGCCGCUGCCCUGCUCGCUGCUGCAGUGGCUCUAAGCAGCUCAGGGACAGCCGUGUCACCGAGUCCGUCCAGGACACUGGGAUCAGCAGCACCUCCUGUGUCUCCAUCCAAUACCACCAUGGCACCGAGUCCAUCCAGGACACUGGGAUCAACACCACUUCCAGUAUCUCCAUCCAACACCACCACACCGACUCCAUCCAGGACACUGGAAUCAACACCACUUCCAGCAUCUCCAUCCAACAUCACCAUGAAACCAUCUUCAUCCAGGACAACGGGAUCAACACUGCUUCCAGCAUCUCCAUCCAACACCACCACACCAAGUCCAUCCAAGACAUUGGGAUCAACAGCACCUCCAACAUCUCCAUCCAACACCACCACACCGACUCCAUCCAGGACACUGGGAUCAACAGCACCUCCAGCAUCUCCAUCCAACACCACCACACCGACUCCAUCCAGGACACUGGGAUCAGCAGCACCUCCAGCAUCUCCAUCCAACACCACCACGGCACUGAUUCCAUCCAAGACAUCGGGAUCAGCAGCACCUCCAGUAUCUCCAUCCAACACCACCAUGGAACCACCUUCAGCCAGGACACUGGGACCAGCAGCACCUCCAUCCAACACGUCCACGGCACCGACUCCAUCCCACCCAAGUGUGCCCAGAUCCACGGGGCAUCCAUCCAACUCGACAGCAGUGCCAGCCCCAUCCUCACCCAGGCCCUCUGGGCCCGCUCCUGCUCCCAACUCCACCACACCCACUGUGAGCCCUGGGCCCAACAGCACCUUGGCCACCAGCUCCAGAACGACACCGGCCACCGGCAUCGCGGCCAACAGCUCAGAGCAGCAGCUGAGCUCUGGCGUGGUCGUCAUCAUCUGCCUCUUCGUCUGUGUGCUGGUGGGGGGCACAGCGGUGCUGCUGGUGCGGCUGUGCCGGCGCAGGACCCCCCGUGGGACCCCCCCCUUCCACCACCUGGACGAGGUGCCCAUGAGCAAGGUGAUGGAGGAGUCCCCUGUCACCCACCCCACACCCAGGUGACCCCCCCACACACACACCGCGGCCCCCCCGGGGCUCCCCGCGCUGCUGAAUAAAGAAGCCGCUGCUCA
Messenger RNA from Corapipo altera (White-ruffed manakin), 1416 nucleotides. RefSeq lists its product as uncharacterized. The coding region runs from base 1 to 1401 and encodes 466 amino acids. The record is from RefSeq and is a predicted model, not a curated record. The transcript has 5 exons. Lineage: Eukaryota; Metazoa; Chordata; Aves; Passeriformes; Pipridae.